Paramuricea clavata is the source of this 1277-nucleotide messenger RNA. Lineage: Eukaryota; Metazoa; Cnidaria; Anthozoa; Malacalcyonacea; Plexauridae. The record is from the annotation of a GenBank genome assembly.
AUGACUUCGUUUAAACAAGCUCGAGACUUGCUGCUAUUUAGUUUCUACAACAAACAAAUCACGGCCGAACAGCUUCUCGCCCUGCUGGAAGAAAACAUUUCGCAAAAUCCGGAGUUUGACUACCUUCAAUACGAAAGGUUUGAUCUUGCAACGAUACCUGAACCGGAAUGUCGAUCAAACUUCAGAUUUGACAAGGACGAUAUUCCCCUGUUGGCAGAUGCUUUGGGUUUACCCGAUCGAUUCCAGUGCUACCAAAGAACAACGGCAAGAAAACUCGAAGGGUUGUGCAUACUUUUACGUCGGCUGGCUUUCCCCUGUCGGUACGCCGAUAUGAUUGCGAUGUUUGGUAGGCCAGUCGCUGAAUUGAGCAUGAUAACAAACGAGGUUAUAGAUUUUAUCUACGAACAUCACGCACACAGAAUUACUGAAUGGAAUGAACGACUUUUAAGCCCGGAGAAUCUGCAAAUUUACGCCGACAAAAUCCAUACGAAAGGCGCAGCGUUGACGAAUUGUUUCGGGUUUGUCGAUGGUACCGUUAGACCUCUAUGUAGACCAAUAAAUUUAGCACCAGCGUACGGUAUAUAAUGGCCACAAACGGACUCAUGCUAUUAAAUUUCAGUCGGUUACGUUGCCUAAUGGAAUAAUUGCUAAUAUGUUUGGUCGAAUUGGUAUGUAUAUCAUAUAUAACAUAUUAUUUUACAUCCAAGUAUUGCUUGAGUUUAAAAUAUAUCUAUUAAAGGGGCAAUUUAUACAUGGGCACUUUCAAUCCUGGAGUUGAACUCAGCCAUGUUACCCGGGUUGAAAUUUUUUGUGAUUUAGGAGAGAAUCCUACAUGUAACAUUUAUUUUAAUUUUUAAUUAACAGAGGGCAAAAGACAUGAUGCUGGAAUGUUGGCUGACUCGAACCUGUUGAACUGCUUGGAACAGCAUGCUUACUCACCUGAUGGAGAACCGAUGUGUAUUUAUGGAGACCCUGCCUACCCUCUGCGAGUCCACCUACAGGCACCAUUCAGGGAUGUGUUGAUGACCCCAGCCAUGCAAGAGUUCAACAGGUCAAUGAGCACUGUUCGUGUGACUGUGGAAUGGGCAUUUGGUGAGGUCACUAGAUCAUUCAGGUGUCUUGACUUUAAAAGCAAUUUAAAGCUUGGUCUCAGCUGUGUUGGGAAGAUGUAUUUGGUUUCUGCUGUUAUUCAAAAUGCCCUGUCAUGUUUUUAUGGAAACCAAACCUCGAAAUUUUUUGACUUAGACACCCCAUCAAUUGUAGAAUACUUUGCUUGA